AUGAUUCGUGGCGACCAAUUCAUCCCGAUCCAUGCGAUGGUUGCUGAACUGGGAUCCGAGAGUGCCAUGUUUGUUUGCUACUCGUCACUUUCGCCCUCGCUGCCCCAUCAGCUGUCGGCUCGAAUACAUUGGCUGAUCGCGAUCAAAGGUGCCGGCACUUUUCCUGCUCAGAUAUGUAAGAAUCAUCUUCGGGCAUUGUUGGCGAUGUUUCAAGCGGAAAGUGAAACCACAGGAGCCAAAUAUCAGUCACUGAUGGCUGGCCAUGAACUGAUUACCAAGGACAACGUGCAAAAUCUUUUGGACCAAAUGGAUCGUUGUGAAAGCCUCAAAACCAUACAACGAUUAUUUGAUGAUGGACAAUAUGACAAGGUUAUAAAUAUCAUCGUUGAUAAUUUUAGUUGGAAAGAUGUGGAUCGAAAUAUGCUUCUCACCACAGCAUUAACCUUGGUCGAUUCGUACAUCGAGUUGAGCGAUAUGGAUAACGCAACUUUAUGGAUUAGCAGAGUGUUGGAUUUCACGAAAGGACUUGCUGGAACGGAUAAAGUGGUCGAAAGGCUGAGACGAAUCGUUGUUAUCGAAAAUGUCGCUUUGGAAAAUGUUUCCAAUUUGGUGCACUGCAUUGUGCCGCUUCUUGUUCUCCAUGGAUAUGAAUCUGAUUCAACCUUGUGGCUUCUGCUAUAUCGCUGUGCAUGUCGCUUGGAAGGUGAGCUUACAGUGAAUUCGCUGUCCGCGCUGUACGAUGAUGGAUGUGAGAUGUACACAUCGUCUUUGAAUAUUCUUGUUACGGCGCAUGAAGCUGUUGCAAAACACGACAAAUGUCCCAGUGAUAAUGUUAGUUGGUAUUAG
This is a messenger RNA of Gongylonema pulchrum, 846 nucleotides long. Lineage: Eukaryota; Metazoa; Nematoda; Chromadorea; Rhabditida; Gongylonematidae. The record is from the annotation of a GenBank genome assembly.